Messenger RNA from Porites lobata, 6513 nucleotides. Lineage: Eukaryota; Metazoa; Cnidaria; Anthozoa; Scleractinia; Poritidae. The record is from the annotation of a GenBank genome assembly.
AUGAGUCAAGCUCUUGAAUUCUUUGUUGGUACAUUGUCCAUUGCAAAGUGUAUUGUGAUCCUUGUUGUUCCUCUGAUACUCAUGUAUACCUGUCAUCAAGUGCAUGGAAAACAUUUUGGCUCUCCCAGGGGUAAGUAUACACCUCAGGAGCCAGGGUAAAUUAUCAUAAAUUAUUAAUCAUUAAUAAUUUAUGAUAAAAAAUAAAAAAUAAUUAUUAUUUUUCCUUAGCACCAAGAAUCAUAUUUACCCAAAAGAGCAUUGCAUAUUAAAUUUUUGAACUUGUUAGUGAGGCAGUUGUAACACGCUAGUUACUCAUUCUUUCUUUCUUUUUGUUUUUUGCCGAAAGAUACAAAAAAAGAUACAAACUAGAUAAUGACGACAACUAAAGAAUUAGGAAGAACAUGUUUUUAUAAACAUUUUUAACCAAGCAAGUGGGAGCUCAUUCAAAGCAGGCUGGGUGUUAAGGGAGUGGGCGACGGGACCUUAUUAAAAUAAUUUUUUAUGACAUGGAGAUAGAGUAGCUUAAUACUGCCCAAGUGGAGAAGAAACUCAGAUGACUGGUGCAAAGUUUGAGAAAUGAUAAAGCAAGAGAAUUGGCUACAAACAUCCUUAUCCUGUUGUUAUGAUUUACUAUGUCACUAGUUCAGAGUUCAACUUUUUGGUCGUAGUAAUGUAAGUGUCCAACUGGUUUGCCUUCCACAUGUUUGCUUGCAGAUGUUAGAAGAGAGAGAAAGCCUACACAUAUCCCUCUAUUGCAUAUUGGAGUUUUAAUGUGUUCUGUUUGCUUUGGGUUAUUUGUUUCUGAUUAUAUUCUCGCUGCAGUUAUUUUAAACAGUCCAGAUCUGCAACUAUGGGCAAUUUAAGGCUGAUUUUCACUAGCGAAGGAGUUGGAGUCGGAGUCGUAAUCAGAAGCGUAAAACUUUACGAUCUUGUAAAAACAGCGUUCUGAUUCUUCUGAUUCCGCUUACGUCACUAUUACGACUCCGUCGUUUACGAUCAACUGAAAACUGGGUCGUCGGAGUUACAAGCAGAAGCGGAACAGUUACUAGACUUUCUGAUUUAACUUUCAACUUUUAUUUAAAUUCGUAAACCAAUCACAAAGCGUGGGAACGUGCAUUGUGAUUGGUUUAUCCUUCCGCUCCUGCUUCCGACUCCGACAAUCUGAUUUUCACUUGAUCAUAUUAAGCGGAACGUAAGCGACGGAGUCGUAAGCGGAGUCGGAGAAAAAAGGAAACGUUCAGAUUCUGCUGACUCCGAUUCCGUCGCGCCUAUGACGAGUCCGAUUUUUUAUUUUCACUAGGUCAUAAGCGCUAUAACGACUCCGGUUACGACUCCUACUCCGUCGCUAGUGAAAACCAUCCUUUAGAGGGAGCUUUCAGGGAUGAAAAACGAAGCCAUCCGCUACUACUAAUCAUACAUACAUAGAUACGUACCAAAGGCCUGAGAAACUCCUUUUUAACACUUGGUACAUGUUCCAUUAGGUGCUCUAUGGAUAAUAGAGUUUCUCUGUAUCUCCAUCCGUGCCUGCGCCUUUCUGAAAAUAGAGGGGAUUGUGUACAAUCUAACUUUAACCAAAUAGAAGUUUUGCUAUUUUAAGACUGUGUGCUCGGUUUACACGUUAACAAUUAACGCAACCGCCGUCUACUUUUUCAUUUCUUAGUGGCCGUAGCACGUGAACGUGUGAAUACUAAAAAGAGCAUUUCUCCCGAGAACAUAACGGAUACAGCUGAAUAUGUUGCCAAGAAACGUCGCAGACGGAAGAAAAAGGGUAGAAAAGAAAAUUCUGAUGACCAAGAACCGAACGGCGGACAUAAGGCGAGGGAGAAAAGUGCUACACAAGGCAAAGACGAGAAGUUAGUCGUGAUCAAAAUAUUGAAAAGGGAUGCAUUUAAAACUGGAGACGUUAGUGGUAAUGCUGACAAAACUGCCGCAGUUAAAGAUGUUGCAGAUGGAAGAAAGAAAAGCGAACACGUUGCUGCAAAACCCAGUGAGAGUUCCUAUACAACAGUUUCUGUUAAUGGCGUAAAAGCCGAUGAGGAAUGCGACGAAUUUGUUGGUAGAAAUGGUGGUAAGGCUUUGAGAAGUGACGACGCUGAAAGUUGUGAGUUGUUAGGAAGACAUGAAAGUAAGUCUAAAAAGGCAUACAAGAAAGAGGUUGCUUUAAAGAGUUCUACAGACAAAAAUAAAAAUCGCGACGAUUCUUGGGUUGUAACAGAGCGAAAGGAAGUCAAGGGCGUUGGCGAAGGCCCGAGAACUCUUUUCACGAAUGCGGUCUGUUUAGUGCUUGACCAGGUCGCCGAUUGUGAAAAAAAGAAACCUCGAGAAGUUAACAGCCCGCGGAACCGUAACCUAGUCUCUGAAGGCGAGAGGAAAGUUGAUCCCGCUAGAAUUGACGAUAGUAACGCAGGCCAUGAUUGGUGUAAGCAGAUACAGACGGCUACUGCUUACGUCGCUGAUAGUCACGUGACUGAUUGUAACGUGACUGACCGUCAAGAGGGACGCGCGGCACCUAGUGAGAGCCGAAACAAAGGGCGCACCUGUUGUGGUGGGUCAUCUGAAGGACAUCAGAGCUCGGCUAGUGCAAACACUCAUAACAAGACAAAGGGGACGCCUGCAAGGCGAAGAUCAUUCGAUCGUAACGCAGAGAAAAGUCAACAGCAUUUGUCUAAUGUUAACCAAGCAAGGCAAGCAGUACCUUUUGAUCAUAGCUUGGGGACGGCUCCAGGCCAGGGUAAGCUAACGGAAAAUGAUUGUCGCCCAAACCAGAGCCAAAGAAGGCGGAGAUCUUCCGACAGUACCUCAAAAGGAGAUCGUAGAGAGAGUGAGUCUCACCAAAAUUAUCGAUUUUGUGGGAACGGGAAAAGAAUACGACGAAGAUCCAUGGAUGCCGCCUCGGAAUACGAUCAGAGAGUGAGUGAGCGUCCGGAAAAUUAUCAAGAGUGCCAAGACGAGGGUCAGAGAGGAAAAAAGUCUUCGGACAGAGAUGCUACCGGAGCUGAACUUUUGGAAUGUCAGCGAGAUUGCCAGACCGAAGACCAAAAAACACGAAGGUCUUCCGAUUAUCCCACGGAGAAUAUUUCAAGAAUAAAUGACUCGCUUAAGAAACAGCAGCCGAUGGACAAUCAAAGAAGACGAAGAUCUGUCGAUUGCUUCUCAGAAAACGAUUCUCGAGGGAUUGAAGUUCCGGAAACAAACCGAGACUGUGAUGAAGAUCAAAGAAGACGAAAGGCUUCAGACAGUGACACUACAGGAAGUGAGUUUUUGGAAAAUCGCCGAAAUUUCCAAACUGAAAACCUACGAAGACAGAGGCCUUCCAAUCAUUACUCGGAAAAUGAUUCAAGGGUGAAUGGCUCGUUCAGGAAACAGCAACAUCCUGCGGAUCAUCGACGAAGACGAGGAUCUUCCGAUCGCACCUCCGAAAGUGAUUAUAUUCAAGGUGAGAUUCCAGGAGAUCCCCAACAUCGAUCUGAAAACCGAAGAAGGCGAAGAUCUUCCGAUUGCACCUCGGAGAGUGAUCCAGUACAGGGCCAGAUUCCAGAAAAUUCCCGACAUCAGCCCGACGACCGAAGAGGGAGAAGAUCUUUCGACCGCACCUCGGAGAAUGAACUUGGCCGGGGCGAGAUUCAUGAAAACUUCCGACAUCGACCUAACAACCGAAGAAGACGAAGAUCUUUCGGCCGCACCUCGGAGAGUGAUCCUAUAGAGGGCGAGAAUCCGGAAAAUACACGACGUCGACCCGACAACAGAAGAAGGCGGAGAUCCUACGAUAACACCACAGAGACUGAACCUGGAAGAAGCAAACCUCUAGUAAACCGUAGACGUUCUGAAUCUGAUAACAGAGAUCACGUCGAGUCUGAAUGCGCAGAUGAAUAUUACACACAAGAGAAAGUUGGAUUGUCAACGGAACCGUCCACAGGUACGCCGUAACAACUGUUAACAAAUUAAGCCAAUCGCCUUCACCCCUCCCCUCCCCUCCCCGAUUCUUUCAAUCAACUGGGUGGGGAUUGCACGUGGUCAAUCAAUUCGUAACUUUAUGGGUCGAAAUGAAUACCGUAAAAUUCGGAACAUAAGCCCUUCCAUGUAUAAGCCCCUCCAAAUAUAAGUCCCCCAAACUCGUAACGCAAAAAAACCCCCGUUAAAUCGCCCCUCCAAAUGUAAGCCCCCCGGGGGGCUUGUACUUGGAAAUUGCCCUCAAAUACAAAGUAAAACAAAGCAAAAACGGUAAAUUUACUUCAAACUACAGGGCUAGCCCAAUCGAGUUUGAAACGUAAAUGUCCCUCCGAAGAUAAGCCCUUCCGAAUAUAAGCCCCUCAAAAAGGGUCUUUGAAAAAUAUAAGCCCCGAGUCUUAUUUUCGGAAUUUUACGGUAUUUGCUCAAUGUCCCGAAAGUAUCUCGUAUUUCCUGGAAAAAUUUCUCGUGUUUCUUGUUUCUUUCCCCCCGAACAGCCCUUGUUAGAGCUGUCCCCCCCCCCCCCCGUAAUAAUUUUUCUUAUUUGCUCAUUUCCCUAAGUUCGUUCAUAAAUUAACGAGGUUCAUAUUUUCUAGAAAAAAAGGAAAGACUGGUUUUAUAUUGCUGGGAAGUAUAUUGUUUAUAGACAAUUAGUAUGUAAACGGGCCCCUCCCCUGUAACCGCCACUCCUAGCGUGCGAGAAUGCUCUUCAUUUGGGGGAUCACGCGCGAGCAGCACGCAGAUAAGGCGCGCGAGGCUAGACGUUGACGUAACCACGCACAACAAACACGAUCAAGGAGGACUUCCUUGUUUUCUUUCUUUCUUUCUUUCCUUUUAGUUUUUAUAUAUACCCUUUUUUGUUAGCACAAUAACAUGAUUUGCAGGACACAAAUGUUUUCUAGGUCACGGGGAAUACAAGGAAUUUUUGGUACGUUAUCCAACAAACGGAAAAAGUCGCCGACGGUUUUAAAAUGCACAGUCGUUCCCUGAAGGAAGGGGUAGUGUCAUAGCCAACUCUCUUCGCAAUUGAUUGAGCCAGAAACACACACUAAAAGGAAAAGGGCCUUGUGCGUUUGAUUUUUCCAAAGCGCAUUCCGAAUGACUUUGUGAGUAACUUGUCCGGGCACGGACAUUCUUAUUGCCAACGCAGCUGUUUUAGUACAUCUUGUAAAGGAAAGAGUAUGUAAGCAAGGAUCUGUUGUAGAAGUUAUGAUUGUUAUAUCACUUGAUCUUUCACAUUGACACAUCGGGGUAAGGAGGCUUAAAUCGUAGCUUCUCUCGAAAGCGCUUGUCAGAGAAACACAAUUUUGCAUUAUCGCUGUAUCAACGAUUUUAUCUUUUUUGGCAGCUGUUUAUGACGCAGUGAUGAAUCCAACUGCAGAUGACGAAGUCUUCGAGAUUGCUUCAACUAUGGACGAACCGCACGUAGCAGAGGCGAUAGACACGAAUGGGGGACAAGAAACAUCUUCGGAAAGUCUACAGAGCCAAUUUAAGAUCGACCCGGCUGUGCGCGAGAGGCUACUAAACCCCAAAUACCCCGUGAUUGUUCCAGAUAGACCACUGGAACAUAUUAGUUACCGCGAUAAAAACUGGCGACCUGAAGAAAUCAGAGGCGCAAAUAAGUCGCUCGUGGGAGGUAUAUUCGGAAGUAAGUGGCGAAGAAAAAUGGAAAAGAAGGAACGUGAGCAGGAAAUGAAAGAACUUGCGGAAGAGGAGAAACGCAAAGCCGAGCUAAGGGAAUGGAGUGAUAACAUAUGCCCUACGUUUAUGGUCUGGGGCGUUUGCCAUCGAGGGGACAACUGUCCUCUUCGCCAUCCUUCUUAUCGAUACCUCGAACGACCACCGCGAAAGAAAGAGAGCUCUGAAUCUCGUCCGGAGAAACAAAAGCCGGAUCCAAAUUCUUACGCAGCUGUUCUUGGAAAAAGUCCCGAACCAAAGGAGUUUUUUAACGAAGCGGUGCUCCUAGCUGAAAGUAAAACAGAGGUAAAUAAGAUAUCGUUUGCUAACGUGCUUGUUAGCUCACAGAGAGACCGUGAAACGAGUAAGGGUCCUGUGCCGAAGACAAGUUAUGAAGAAGCUUGGCCAUCUCUUGGGUCGCCUGUGAAUGGGCAGGGUAAGGUACCCAGCAGGGCCCCUGCAAGUGGACCUAAGGCGUGGAGCACUCAGAAAGGACCCUGGAUCCUUAAGGAACAAAACAGUGAAACCAGUAACUUGCAGACUGUGAGCGACGCGGCCAUAGCUCAGGAACUGCAAGCUGAUGAGUACAUGCAGAUGGAACCGGAAGAAUAUGACGAUUAUUCUUACUAUCCAGAAGAGGACUAUGAUUACAACGAAGACAGUUACUACGAUCAAGAACCAGACAUUAAUGACGACGAAGAAAAUCAAAGAGCGUUUAUAGACUCUCGUCACCAAACGAAAGUUCUUGAGCUGGAGGAGUUUAAUUCGCGGCUGCCCACGAGCCCAGUUAUAACAGAACAGGACUCAACGUCUCCUAGAGAAUCCAUCCCACUGCAGGUACAAGACAGCCCUUGUGACAUCUGUAUGGACAGAGCAAAGGAUGCUACC